Messenger RNA from Protopolystoma xenopodis, 840 nucleotides. The record is from the annotation of a GenBank genome assembly. NCBI's taxonomy places the organism in Eukaryota, Metazoa, Platyhelminthes, Monogenea, Polystomatidea, Polystomatidae.
AUGUUUACUUCUUCUGACUAUACUACUUCUCGUUCAAGUAAUCAUCUUCCCUACUAUCACAGCGCUGCUCUACCAAGACAAACUUUAGAGGUGCCACCACAGAUAUUAAGGACUUCAAAAACUAUUUCGAACGAAUCAUGCAUUCCUCAAACUUGUGGUAACGAGCCCACCUUACCAUUUCUACAUCCUCAACCCGUUUGUACUUCAACGAGUAAUGAUGGGGAAUUUCUACACAGUACUCUUCAGCCUAAUUCAAAUCGAUUCGACGAUAUAUCACAAAGAUUUCUCCAAGAUUAUCUGAGCAAUUUUGAGAGAAGUCCUAGCUGUUUGAAUAAUUUUGACGACUUUAGUAGUCGCUAUACCAGUUCUGCUCAAUCGGAUAAUGCAGGACGUGUUAUGAUUUCCCAGGUUCCUUCGAUUCCAGCUAACACAUUGUCUCGCGUUUGGGCCAAAGUUCAACGCAAUUCGAAGUCCGGACAUGAUAAACUAUCAGGGAAUAUUUGUAGCCGAUCUGAAUUUCAGCAGGCUAGCUGCUCUAUAGGUUCCCAUAAAAGCUAUGGAUCAGCGAGAAUAUCAAGUGCACCAAUGGCCACUCACGCAAUUCCAACUUCUUGGACGCAAUUUAGGCAUCUAGGCAAUCAAACACUUGGUAUGAGUGAAAUCGAGUUAUUAAAUAAGGAAGAAGGUGCUGCGGAGGUAAAAGAGCUGGAGAAGAAAGUAUCCGGAAAUAAUGUCAAUGAAACCGUAAUGCAACACAUAUUUGAUCAAGUGGAUACAGACAAACUAGAAAAUAGAAUAUCAAUUGUUCAUUUUCCCUCAAAUUCGUACCAAUCUUGGUAG